UGAAGCGCUCAACGGCACCGUUUUGCACUUUUCAAUUUGCAUUCUUCCUCCGGAGAAUUAGGGUUUUAACCGACUGUCACUCUCUCUUUCCCUCGCUCCGUUGCUCGCAGAGUGGUUUUAGUUGAUUGAUUGCAUAACAUUUCAGGUAUGCUCUUCAAAACCAAAGCUUUAUUGUUUUACUUACAAAACCUUCGCACGAACCCUAACUUCACUCGCCAAAUCAGACCCAUUUCAAGCCUGAAAGUUGUGUGGCGAAAAGACCAGAAACUAGACCAAGCCAUAGAGGAUGACAAACAAUACAAGCUCUGUUCCCGGGUCGUGAAGGAAGUCCUGAACGAACCGGGUCAAGUCAUCCCGCUUCUUUACCUCGAAAAACGUCGCGAAAGACUACGCCUUAUAGUCAGAAUCAAGGCCUUUCUAAAUCGAUACCCGGGUCUCUUUGACUCUUACUAUGAUCGAAUUAAACCCAAAACCAACCAGGUUUUGUUUUUGCGUCCCAGUGAGAAGCUUAGAGAUUUCCUUGAAGAGGAAAGAAAAAUAUGUGUUCAAAAUGAGGGGUUGAUUGUGGCUAAGUUGUGUAAAUUGUUGAUGAUGUCUAAGGAUAAAGUAAUUAGUAUUGAUAAAUUGGUUCAUGUGAAGAGAGAAUUCGGGUUUCCAAAUGAUUUUUUGGUUAAUUUAGUGCCUAAAUAUCCUAAUUAUUUUAAGUUAGUUGGGUGUCCUGGAGAGGGAAAAUCGUUCUUAGAGUUGGAAUCUUGGAAUCCCGAGUUCGCGAAAUCUGUUAUUCAGCUCAGAGCUGAAGAGGAAGCUAAAGUAACUGGGAUUCGUGUUAGACCUAACUUCAAUGUGAAGUUACCUUCAGGGUUUUACUUGAGGAAGGAAAUGAGAGAGUGGACUAGAGAUUGGUUGGAGCUGGAUUAUAUAUCUCCAUACGAGGAUGUAUCGAGUUUACCACAAUCUUCAAGAGAAAUGGAGAAAAGAACAGUUGGGGUUUUUCAUGAGUUGUUGUCUCUAUCGAUUUUCAAGAGAGUUCCUGUGCCUAUAUUGGGGAAAUUUAAUGAUGAGUAUAGGUUUCCCAAUGCAUUUUCAACUGUGUUCACUAGGCAUUCAGGAAUCUUUUAUAUGUCUUUGAAAGGUGGCAUUAAGACUGCAGUGCUGAGGGAGGCGUAUAAGGAUAGCGAGUUGAUUGAUAGGGAUCCGUUACUUGAGAUUAAAGAUAAGUUUGUUGAGUUGUUGGAGGAAGGAAGGCAGGAGAGAGCUGAACAGUUGAAGGUGCAGAGAGAGGAGCUUAAGAAGGAGAUAGAGAUGACGGCCUUGAGAAAUGAGGAGGAGGAAUUGUAUGAGCAUGGGUGCAAUGAGCAGAUGUGAAUCUGAAAGUUUAUAGGGAAUAUGAUGGGAAAGUUUCACAAUGUAAAACCUCAUAACAGGUUUUGAUAUUGAGCACGUCAUCAGGAGACAAAAGUAUUGUUUGUUGAAUUUUUUAAGUGCCUGCUGAAGUUUUAAACGUAUAAAGGAUCUCUUGGAUCCCCUUUUGCUAUUGUUCACAGUUUGGUUUGUCUCACCUGCAGUUAUGAGCCAGUAGUUGAGGCCAAAACCUUUUCAAUGUAUGCCAAAUGUUGGACCUUGGAGAGGAAAUCGUUUGGUUUAAUCGAUAAUGAAUAACGGUUUGGUUUCUUCUAUCAGAUUAUUA
Molecule: messenger RNA, 1687 nt
Organism: Pistacia vera
Lineage: Eukaryota; Viridiplantae; Streptophyta; Magnoliopsida; Sapindales; Anacardiaceae
Product: protein WHAT'S THIS FACTOR 1 homolog, chloroplastic-like
Exons: 2
Coding region: 148-1365 (405 amino acids)
Molecular function (GO): RNA binding
Source: RefSeq, a predicted model, not a curated record